UUCAGGAGACGCGGGGGUUGGGGUCCACGCAUUGUCUUCAGGUUUCUUCUUCUCCGUGUUUGACCCCCACUCCCUCGUGUGCGCGUGUUAGUGAGGGUUUCGUGGAGUUCCUCUUUGUUUUACUCGCGUUCCUCCCAGGACUCUGUUGUGAGGGUGUUUUCAUGAGACUUGAGGAAGGUUUUAGGCCCGCGCUGGUCGCAGAAGGGAAGGAUUUCAUUCAGCUCAACAUGGGCUCAGUUUUACACCAGGACUAUCAAGGAGGCUGUACGAAAGCAGAGGAGGAGGAGGGGCAGGCGGCGGAGGAAGACCCCCAGUCCUACCACGGCGUGGGUGUGUGCAAGUGGUUCAAUGUUCGCAUGGGUUUCGGAUUCCUGUCCAUGAGCACAAGAGAUGGUGUGCCUUUAGAAACUCCAGUCGACGUUUUUGUUCAUCAGAGUAAACUGCACAUGGAGGGUUUCCGCAGUCUGAAGGAGGGAGAGGCUGUUGAAUUCACGUUCAAGAAGUCCUCCAAGGGUCUGGAGUCUCUGCGGGUGACGGGUCCUGGAGGAGCUCACUGUCUGGGCAGUGAGAGGAGACCCAAAGGCAAGAGUGUCCAGAAACGGCGGGCCAAAGGAGACAGGUGUUAUAAUUGUGGUGGUCUGGACCACCAUGCCAAAGAGUGCAAGUUGCCUCCCCAACCCAAAAGAUGCCAUUUCUGCCAAAGUGUUGCGCACAUGGUCGCCAACUGCCCCGCCAAAACCCAGCAGUCAUCUCCGGGGUCUCAGGAAAAGUCUAGUGGUGUCAAAGAAGAGAAAGCGGAGCACAGUCAUUCCCCACCACCCACCGACUGAGACAGCAGAGGACGGUGGGGCCACGCUUGAAAACCAAUCAUAUCACUAUACUGAAAAAAAAAAAAACAGAAACAAAUGCUAAUGCUGCUGUUGGAACUCCCUCAGGUCUAUAAAAGCAACAGAUGAGAGGAAUGUAACUUUUUUUAUUGGUUUAAGACUCAGGAAUAGAGCUGCUCUCAGGAAUUUCAGUACAAUGUUUGGUGUACAGAAGUAGUUAUCUCAUAUCUCACUAAGGGGACGCUUACACGACAAUGAUGGACUAAAAAUGGAAAUGUUUUCCUUUGCUUUUUUUUAUGUUGUGAAUUCAAACGUUGUCAAAAUGAUCCCCGUUUAUACUAAUCCAGGUAAAAGACUGAAAAUGCUGUAUUAUAUAUGCCAGGCCAGUAGUUGGCAAUGUCACUUUGUACAGAAACACUAUGCACACAUGCAUUCUUACAUUCUCACGCAUUCCUACAGAUCGAACAUGUUAUAAAAUUUC
This is a messenger RNA of Carassius carassius (crucian carp), 1308 nucleotides long. RefSeq names its product protein lin-28 homolog A-like. The transcript has 4 exons. The record is from RefSeq and is a predicted model, not a curated record. Lineage: Eukaryota; Metazoa; Chordata; Actinopteri; Cypriniformes; Cyprinidae. Gene Ontology annotation, molecular function: zinc ion binding; nucleic acid binding. Bases 162 to 830 code for a protein of 222 amino acids.